UUCUCCCUCCCCCCCGACUUCAGCCCGUAAUCAUAUCGUCCUAUUCCUAGCUAAUGACAUAGACUGUCAAGUCACUCACUCAUUACCACGUUCUAAAGUCUUUCCCUCUCAUUGUGUAUUUACGAUUCCGGCAAACCGCACAUCCAUCUACCCAUCGAUCUAUCUUCUUACCACCCUACCGGCAUCUUUCAUGCUGCGCCUCAUCCCUGGAAUGUUGCAAGCCGAGCUACCGAAACGCACCGCGCCCUCAUCGCCGGCGUGUGAGCCCCAGCCCACCGCGCCGAUCCCACGAAGCACCACCACAACCAACACCAACGAGCAGUCCGAGCGAUUCUACCGCACCGUCGAAUGCGAGAACCGCCAUGAAUCCGCCGAGUUCCCCGAUCGCAACGCGGUGGCGGAAGCCGCCGCCGUGCGGCGUCAACUGUCGCUGGAGGACACUCGCCGGAAUGCGCUGCACACGCUCUCGCUGUGUCGCAGCGUGAUCGCGAGCCUGGAGAUCACUCGCCUCCACAAGUCUCGGACCGGGCUGCACUACUGGCUGGGGUUCUGGGAGCGCAUCUACGAACGGCCGUUCGCGCGCAUGCUGUCAUCUCGAGUCACCGGCGCGUUGGCCAGGAUCGAUACGCUGUUCCGGGCGGUCUCCAACGAGCUGCACCAGCUCACGCGGCGGAUGAACCAGGAUAUCACACACGCGACAUCCGAGCAGGAGAUCCUCCGUCUGCUCGAGCGGAUGGAGGAGGAGGUCGGCACGCGGCGGAGACGGAGGCGGAAAAAGGCCCAGUCCAUCGUGCAGAAGAUGCGCGCCAAUAUCGAGUCUAUCCCGGUCAAGGUCACUGAUGAGCUUUUCGAUGAUCUCAAGCGCGGUGUCUUCGCCUUGGACGUCUAUUGCGACUACCAUCCGGGAGACUCGGUGGCGGAGGAGCAUGAAUCCGCUUGGCCCGAGCGAUGCUCGCCCAUGAGGUCGGUGGCGGUCUCCCCGUAUCUCCAGAAUCAAUGGCACGAGUCCGCCGCCGCAGGCGCCUACAUGCCCAUGCCCUCGCAACUGGAGAGCGAUCUGGGCUGGACCGAGCACGUCGAGGACUGGGUGAAUCCGGACGAGGAUCAUUUCACCCGGGAUCAUCAUGCACAUACGACGGUUCAUCAUCGGUAGAUAGGUGCCUGUAUUUGGAUGGUCGCUUGGUCGUGGAUAUAUACUUUUCUCGGCUUCAACGGUCGAGAUUGACCCGAAUUAUUGUUUCCAUAGAGUAAUUAGACGGCGAAAACGGCGUUCGUUUCUCUCUCUCACACACACACACACACACUCUCUCUCUCUCUUUCUCUUUAGACUAGGCAUGACAAACUUUUUUUUUCUUAUAUAAAAAAUCACCGUGAUAAUAAACCAUCCGGAUCCCAAAUCUAAUUAUGUACGCUAAGAAGUGACAAAUCUAAAUGCACAGCCCCGCAAUAG
This is a messenger RNA of Aspergillus heteromorphus CBS 117.55, 1450 nucleotides long. RefSeq lists its product as uncharacterized. The record is from RefSeq and is a predicted model, not a curated record. The transcript has a single exon. Bases 191 to 1153 code for a protein of 320 amino acids. NCBI's taxonomy places the organism in Eukaryota, Fungi, Ascomycota, Eurotiomycetes, Eurotiales, Aspergillaceae.